This is a messenger RNA of Pogona vitticeps (central bearded dragon), 2033 nucleotides long. The record is from RefSeq and is a predicted model, not a curated record. NCBI's taxonomy places the organism in Eukaryota, Metazoa, Chordata, Lepidosauria, Squamata, Agamidae.
AUGCCUUCAGGAUAUUCUCGGCAUCCUGCUGCAAAGCCACACGUUCGACGGGGCCCUCUUCCUUGCCCCCGCCUGCGUUGCAGUUCCCGGCUCGGUGCGGAACAGGAGAACCGAGGAGACGACACCGCGUGGGGCAAGGCACAAGGGCACAGGCCGCGCGGAAUCACAGAAUUCUUCGGAGCAAGGCUUAUCCGGCAGCCCGCCGGCCCUUCCCGUUUGGCACGCCAGGUCCCACCACCCUGGCCGAGCGCCAGGCCCGCCGGCGGGAGCCCCGGCCGCCUUCAGGAGGAAGAGGAGAAGGCGGAGGAAGAGGGAGAGGAGGAAAAAGAAGAGGGAGAGGAGGGAGAGGAAGGCGAGGGCUCCUUGACCCCAGCUAGCCAGGGCGGGCCACGGACGUCUCCUCUCCCCUUUGACCAGGGAGACCCUGAGGAGAACCAGGCCCUCCCCGUGGCUCAGCUGAAGAGCUUCUUCCAAAAGAAAGAGGGGGAGGUGCCCCGACCUCCCAGUGGCAGAGACAGGCUGGGCCCCAAAGCUGCUCCUCUGAAACCCUGCAUGCUGCCUGUGCGCUGUGUGCCAGCCUCCGGCGACCUCAGGGAGCCCGAGGUGCUGACCCCUGAGCAGGAGCAGCCCGAAGCCAAAGACUGGCUCCAGGUAGGUUCCUCGGCUGUCACCCCAUCGGCGUCCCCAUGCACAAGGAGGCGGCACUUUGAUGAGAUGGGGUCCAGCUCCCCAUACCUGAAGAGGGUGCCAAAGUCACAAAAGGUGGGUGAGGAAGCUGACGGGGCAGUAACGGUCCCACUGGAAGCUGCGGAACACGAGUGGCUAGUGAAAGCCACAGCUGGCCAGUGGUCCCAGCAGCUGCAUGGCCUGUUGCUAAGUGACAAGAACCUAGCCAGCAAAAGAGAUUUCAUGACGGGAUUCACUGUUCUGCACUGGGCAGCUAAGAGUGGAAAUUGUGACAUGUUGCGUAAAGUGAUUGAGGUGGUUGAGAAAGGUGGUGCUUAUGUCAAUGUGAAUGCCAAGUCUCAUGGGGGUUAUACUCCUCUCCAUAUUGCUGCCAUACAUGGGCAGGAAGAGGUCAUUGCCCAGUUGGUCCGGGACUACAAUGCUAAGGUUAACUUGAGAGACUACAGUGGCAAAAAACCAUUUCAGUACUUAAAAGAAGGGUCUUCUUUUGCCGUAAGGCAUCUCUUGCGGGACCCGGAUCUUCAUACGAUGACCGGACACAACGCCUCCAUCAAGAAGAACGCAAAAGUGGCUGCUUCUAUCUUGAGCUCCACCAGCACUGUCCUGGGGCUUUUGUCCGAUGACACGACUUUCUACGAGCUGACCAAAGGUUUAAAGAAACCUGCUUCCCUGAACAGGUUUCUCAACGCAGCCACAGCCCCAAGGAGGAAGCUGAGGUCCAGAGGUACUUUCUCUUCCUAUUCUUCUUUGUCUGAAGCCUUGGAGGAGGAACAGGAAGAAACCACGACAAAACGUAGACCAGUUUCAGAGUUGUUUUUCGGUCACUAGUCUCACUGAUGUCAAAUAAUGAUAUGGAAUUGGAUGCAUGUUGACCAUUCUUUUCACAUAAGUACUUUUGUUUUUAUUUUGUUUUUUAAUAUGUUUCUGUUUCCUUUUCGCUGAAUUAUACCUAAUCAUUAUAGCUGUUUACAGCAACCUGAAGAAGUACAGCACUAACCUCACAUGAGUAGACUUUUCACUGAGAAAAGUUAUCCUUACUAAAUUAAUAGUAAAUAUUAUAACAUGUUUUGUUCUACUGGCUUGUUUUAGUGAAUAACAGUUGAUGUAUGAUCUUCCAGAGUGUUUUGUUUAGGUUGUAAACUGAAUUAGUUGCAAAGUUCAUUUCAUAUCAAAUAUACAUGUAUGGCUGCACGUCUGUGCACUCUUACUUGUGAUUAUGUCCUAUUGAAGCUAGUGAACUUACUUCUGUGUAAGCAGGAAUAGGGUUGGAUUGCAUAGCUUUCAAACUAUGGGAUAGGAAUGAAAGCAUCCCUUUCUGCUUGAUGGCGUGGCAUCUGUAGUGAUAA